CCCCCAUUUGAGGAAAGAGCAUCUUUUGUAGAAUCUUUAACUUCUGAUCCUGAAAAUCAAUUAAUAGAAUGGUUUGGUUACAGCAGGAGUCAGCAGACGGCAGUCUUCACGCCAGUCCACAGCCUGUUUUGUAAAAGCUUUACUUCAUGGCACAGUGCCACAAGUGGCUGCAUUUGUGCCAUGGUAUUAGGUUUGAGGGACUUCAAAGAAAGUCUAGGCCUGCAAAGCCUAAAAUGACAUCAUCUGACCUUUUACAGAAAAUAAUUUGCCAGCAGCUAAGUUAAAAACAAAAAGGAUGUUAAGGGAAUACAUUUCUGGAGGUAAAAAAUAGAAUAGCAAAAACUGAACUUGGCAGUUAGGAGGCACCAUUUGUACUAUUCAUUUUACUAUUACCUGUCACUAUGACUUUCAGUCUUUUACCUGAAUUUAAGACCGUUUCCAUGUUUAAAACUGUAGAUGCUAGGGGCUGGGGAUUUAGCUCAGCGGCAUAAGCACCUGCCUUGCAAGCAGGCGGUCGUGAGUUCAAUCCCUGGUACCGAUAAAAACGAAAAAGACAAAAAAAAGAUAUUAUAAAACUGUAGAUGCUAAUAUCAUAGCAGUUGGAUAUUGCUUUUCCCAAGCAUUGUGAAUAAUCUUAGUUUUAAUGACUAGUGACUUUUUUUAAAAUCUUUACAAAUAUAGCAUUAUUUUGCUGAAAAACAGAUUCAUGGAAAAGAUUUUCAGGAAAUUAAGGUGAUGUUCCUACAUUUAUUGAUAAAAUUGUUGAUCAUUUUUCUGGACCAUUUUUUUUCCAUAUCCAAGUCCUUUAAUCUUAUAUAAAGGGCCAUCCUGUCUGAAAAAAAGAGUUAAUCAUUUAUCUGGCAAGCACCUAGAAAUAUUUUCAAACAAUAAAAUAUACAACUUGUUAUGCAUUAACCACAAACUUUUUAAGAAUCUCUGAGAUCAUAAUCUUCAGGAGUAAUAGAUACCAAGUAACCUUUUUUUUUUUUUUUUUUUUUUGGUACUGGAGAUCAAACUGUCAACCUCGUGCUUGCCAAACAGGCGCUUAUGCUGCUGAGCUAGAUCACUGGCCAGUAACCUUUAUUUUUAUACAGUUGUACAAGUUAUUGUGAUAUUUGCCCUAGCAUGAAAACCCUGGUGGAAAUUAAAUCAGUAUUUCUGAGUGUGGUCCAAAAAUCACCUGCUUCAGAGAGCCUUGUCUUUAAUGACAUUCCAAAAUGCAAAUUUCAAGCCAGACACCUGAAGUUUGCCUGUAACCUCAGCUACCCAGGAGCCUGGGUCAGUAUAAACAUGAGUUCCAAGCCAACCCAAACAAGAUUGUAAAGAAAAUAAAUUUCUAGUUUUCACCUAAGAACUAAGAACUUUUGAUUAUGAAUCUUUAUGCUCUCAAAUGGAGGGUCACUAAAAUGUUGGAAUUCAUCUUCAUUAAAGUUCAAGCUACCAAAAAAAAAAAGUUCAAGCUACCAUUAGUUAUGGAAUAUUAUAAGAAGAAACAAAUCAACUGUUUUGUGGCUUUGUGGCAUUGUUCAGUUUGCAAAUGUGCCUUUAAUUUCAGUAGAGACCAGGAAAUAAAAGACAGAUAGGAUAUAUCAGUUUUCACCAUUAUUAGCAGAGAGGUAUGAAAGUAUGUGCUGUACAAAAUAUUGGAUAUCAUUAAUUUUAUUUUAGAAACUGAGUCAGACAUUUCCCGAGCCCAUAGUGGUAACUGACAGCUUAAAUUUGCACUAGGCACUUAGAUCAAAAUGCAUUCUCACAAGUAAUAUUCUAGCCAGUAGUGUCAAAUCUGUAAUGCUACAGCCAGCCAUUUUUUACUGAAAGCUCUAAAAGGUUUGCUGUCACUACGCUGAACUAUUAUAUGGAAUACAUGCAGUAUGUUUACUACACUAAAAUAUUUAAGAAUUUUUCCUUCAGAAGUUAGGUCUUUUUUUCCAAUUGGAUUGCAAAUAAUGAUUUGCACUGUCUCUUUGCAGUAAGACAAAAAUUUUAUCUUAGUUUUUUGCUUUACCAAAAAGGUUUUAUUCAAAGAAUUUUUAUGUUAAGUAAAAUUAACUUUAUAAUUUGAUUGUUAAAUAAGACUAGUAAACAUACUACAAGGGCUUUUACUCUUUAAUUUUGUGAGACAAUUACCAUAUAUUGAUUAUUUACAAUCUACCAGGCACUUUAGUGGCACUAGAGAAAAGAUUGAAAAGGCGUAAUUCCUAACCAGUAUUCAUCUAAGGAGAACUUUUGGGUAAUAAAGGUAAGUGGCAAAGAGUAGUCGUAAUAAAGAAGUACAGAAACUUGUGUCUGAUUCUGCUGUGGGAUAGGAAAGCCUUUGUGUAGAAAUAUAUGUAAUCACACUGUUGAUAGAUGAAGAGCUGGUCCUAUGCCUGAAAAAAACAGAAAAACUUACAAGCCUAGGUGUACGAGAAAACACUGCAGGUUUGGAAUAGUUGAAUGCAGUGAGCUUAGAGUACAUGAAACCGAUGGUCUGCCCGGGCAGGGAUGAGGACUAGUUAACAUUCCACAUCUACAUUAGUUUAAUUUUCCUGCUCUUGAUGCCCUAGGAAGUAACGAGACUUGAGUGGUAAGUAGUUAUAAAUGUUCCCAAGCAUCUUCAUCUAACUUGCGUUCACACAAUGAUGUUGCAGGCUCCGCCCAGAGUUGACCCGCCCAGAGGUGACCCAAGGUGCAGACCAAGGCGGCUGCAGGCGCCCGGGGAGCCGCCCGGCCAGGCCCAGCCCUGCCUGAGCGUCCCGGUUGCCAGGGCGACGCCGCUGCGGUUCCGCACGCUCGGGAGUUGCCGAGACCGCCAGCGCCGUGUGUGUUUGUCCGAGUCUCAGGACGGCGCCGCCUGCGCCGUAAGUGCUAGUGCAAUAUUAUACUGCAAGUCAAUCAAUACAAUAAUUUAAGUCACUUUAAUGGAAAAGUAUGAAAAAUUAGCUAAAAUUGGAGAAGGGUCUUAUGGGGCUGUAUUCAAAUGCAGAAACAAAUCCUCUGGACAAGUAGUAGCUAUUAAAAAAUUCAUGGAAUCUGAAGAUGAUCCUGUUGUUAAGAAGAUAGCGCUAAGAGAAAUACGCAUGUUGAAGCAAUUGAAACAUCCAAAUCUUGUGAACCUCAUUGAGGUGUUCAGGAGAAAAAGGAAAAUGCAUUUAGUUUUUGAAUACUGUGAUCAUACACUUCUAAAUGAGCUAGAAAGAAACCCAAAUGGUGUGGCUGAUGGAAUGAUCAAAAGUGUGUUAUGGCAAACCCUUCAAGCUCUAAAUUUCUGUCAUAAACAUAAUUGUAUUCAUAGAGAUGUAAAGCCUGAAAACAUUCUAAUAACUAAGCAAGGAAUAAUCAAGAUCUGUGACUUCGGAUUUGCACGAAUUCUAAUUCCAGGAGAUGCCUACACUGAUUACGUUGCCACUAGGUGGUACCGAGCUCCCGAGCUCCUCGUGGGAGACACACAGUAUGGUUCUUCAGUCGAUGUCUGGGCUGCUGGCUGCGUUUUUGCUGAACUCUUGACAGGCCAGCCACUCUGGCCUGGAAAAUCAGAUGUGGACCAACUUUAUCUGAUAAUCAGAACACUGGGAAAACUAAUCCCGAGACAUCAAUCUAUCUUUAAAAGUAACCAGUUUUUCCAUGGUAUCAGUAUUCCUGAACCUGAAGACAUGGAAACUCUUGAGGAAAAGUUCUCAGAUGCUCAUCCUGAGGCUUUGAAUUUCAUGAAGGGGUGUCUGAAGAUGAACCCAGAUGACAGGUUAACCUGCGCUCAGCUCCUGGAGAGUCCCUACUUUGACUCUCUUCGCGAGGAUCAAGGGAAAAGAAGAGCGCGCAGUGAGGGAAAGAGCAGAAGGCGGCAGCAGAAUCAACUGUUGCCUCUCAUACCAGGAAGCCACAUCUCCCCCACACCUGAUGGAAGAAAACAAGUCCUCCAGUUAAAAUUUGAUCAUCUUCCAAACAUUUAGGAAAAUGUUCUUUCAAGUGUGAAGUAACUUGAUAUGUACAUAUUUUUGUACAAGCAAGAUAGGAAUUCAGUGUUUCAAAUGCAAAUGAGCCAUAUGAAAAUUAAGAUGCCUUCUAGAAUUGUUUUGGUCUGAUCGUUGCUGAUUCCUUUCCCUGUGCUUUUCACAUGCCAACUUUAUCUUUUAGAACAUUUUCUUUAAAUGUUGUAAGGCCUGAAACUGCACAUAUGGAGGAGACAUUUUCAAUUUCAUCAGAGCAGACCCUCCUUAAACAGUCUAUGCUGAGAAUUUGUGGACUUACAAUUUUUGACGUGUGAAAGAAAGAUUUAUGUGUCAUCUUGCUUCAGCUGACCCCAUCGUGUCUUAAAGCAAUAUCAAAUCUGCCUCGCCGUUGUUUGUGUCAGGAAUUACAGUAUUUUCCUGUGUUUUAAUUCACUCUCAUUAUGACCAGGCCUGUUGAACAAUACGAGUAGUUUAUUCUAUGUUUUUAUGUUGGUGUAGGAAAGGAAACCUGAAAGGUCGAUUCUUAGGCAGACGCGACUUUCUCUACUUUAUGAGACACUGAUGAUUCUAUUUUCAAGGCCAGCUAGAGAAAAUUCCAUACAAAUUCAAUACAUGGCAAAUAGAGGGCAAAUGAAAGGGAAUCCGCACCCUCGUGACAGUAAUGCCCUCCACUGAUCGGCUGUGUACACCAUGAUGCCUUUUCUUUCCCUCCUGGCUGAGUCACCUCAGUACCCAACAGUCCCCCUGGGCGUGUUGUCGGUCAUGGCCAGGACUUUCUUGCAAGCAUUUGCAGCUGUAGCGCUCUGCACGCAGCCUUAAACUAUUGGGUACAUCGUAAUCAACUUGAAUAUUGUAAGUGCUUGCAAAAACAGGUCAAGAUUAUCAUUCAGUUAAUUUCAUUUUGUGUUUCUUACAAGAAAUGAAGCAAACACCUCAAUAGAGAUACAGGAAUUCCACUGGAAUAUUUUCCCCAGUAAGCCACAGAGACACACACACAAUAUAUAUAAUUAUAAAAUUUGAACUAUCAUAAUAGGUGCUUUUUAUCCUGGACAUCUAAAAAAUGAAGCAGAAUAAUUAAACAUGCUUUUGGUUUGCCAACAAGGAACUCAUAUAAAAUAAUAAUACAGGGUUAUGUGUCACUGUCCAACAGAAGGCACAAAAUGGUGAUGUGGCCAUCAAUAAAAAUGAAAAUGCUUCAUCAGUUCUUCUGCUCCCAUCCUGGCAUGGUUACUUGUCAAAUUUUGCUAAUAAACCUCAUUCCAGAAAUUCUGUGUAUCUGGCACUCAGUUCAGUGUGUAGUGUUAUUAAGGAAACAGUAACACAAUGUUUAUACCCAACAGUGUGUUGCAUUUAUAAACAUAACGUGUAAGUCAGGUGGCGCACACCUGUGACCUCAGCACUCGGGAGGCUGAGACAAAAGGGCUGCCAGGAGUUUGAGACAGCCUGGGGGAGCUCAAGGCCAGUCUGGGUUACACAGCAAGGUUGUGUCUCAAAAAGUCAAAUGAAUGAAUAAGAUUCUGUGAACUUCCAGAGAAUCUCAGUCAGUUAUUUGGGAAUAUCCACUCACUAUGGAAUCACGGCAUCUAAACGAUAGUCAUUGCUCACUAGAAGGACUUUUAAGUGAUCUUAUUUGAUCAUUUAGCAUUAGUGUGACUGUAAACUGUUAGGGUCUGACUUUCAUGCUAUUAUCAGUAAUAUGCCUCUUCAAAUUUGCCCAUUUUCUUGCAUUUUUAAUAGGAUGAUACCACAGAUGCAAGGCAAAUGAGGAAGAAAAGGUAAAAGGCAACUUCACUGACAAAUUUCUUUUGAGUUUUCAGAGUGCUUUUUGUUUUCAAGUGAGCAGUCCUACUGCCAGCCCCCCUGUGUGCUGCAGCUCACCUACAUGCAUGUACAUAUAUACUUGCGUUCUCUAUGUAGUAUAAUGCAGCAUACAUGCAGAAAAAUAAGUCAGCACAUGCUUCUUUUACUCCUGUUGAUUGCAGCAGCCUUCUGUUAACAGUAGAUGGGUUGGCAGGGGUUGAUGUCUGUCUUCCCUUAUUGUUACUUUCAUUUAAGAAUUAGUUCAAGCUGCUGUACUGGUGCGUGUCUGUAAUCCCAGCAGCCUGAGAGGCUGAAGUAGGAGCGUUACAAGCUGAAGACCAGCCUGGUCAACUUAGGGGGACUCUGUCUUGAGAAGGGAUGGACACGUAGCUCGGUGAGGAGGCCCUUUUCAGUCCUUAGGAACACCACACACACACGCGCACACACACACACACACACACACACACACACACACACUCACACACUCUGAGAAGUCUAGUCCUAAGCCCAAGUCAUCAGUACUGUGUUCUUUCUCUCUAUAAAAAUAAUUGUUUCAAACUACCAUUGCAGGCCAGAGGUUUGGCUCAGCAACGUAAGUGUCUGGCUGGCAAGCAUGAGGUUGCAAGUUCAACCCCCAGUACAAAAAAAAUUUUUUGCAAACUACUAUUGCUCUGUCUCCUUUCCUUCCCCGUCAGUCACUAGGUAUGACUGGGGAGCGGAGAGGAGAAAGCAUCUAGCCUCACAGGAGUACUCCAGUGCAGUUUUAGGGUUAGAUUCCCACACGAGGAAAUCAACCUGAUGGCAUCCCCCGGUAUAUUUGCUUAGGUGUCCCAGGCCAUGUAGCAAAGCUUCGACCUGUGUGGCUGGGGACACAGCCCUCAAGCUAUGGCUCUCUUCUGGCUCUUCUGUCUGUCUGUGUGGCACACUUUUCUCAGUUCUGACUUCAGACCUCUCACCCCCAUGCUGAGCAAGUCUCCUUUCUCAGCCCUGUGGGAGGCAGCUGUGCUUAGGUCUCUAACCUUCAUUUAGCCAUGAGUUUUGUGACGUCUCCAGCCAGCAGCCUUACCCCAGGUGCUUCCCUCUUGAUUCCGUCACUAUGCCCUGAACGCAGGAGUCUCGUGCGGCCGCUGUGUCCUGCCUCACCCCUGCUGACUUCCAAGCCACUUAACUUACUGCUGCCCCAGGACUGCAGCACCAUCAUGAGCGAUGCUGGUCAAGUGCUCCCCUGUGCAACGUCUCUGAUGGCCUCUUACACUCUUGGUUUCCCUCAGACUCUCCAUGUUGCAUGUGCUUGAGAACUUGCAAACUGGGCUGCUGCUACUGAUCUCGGUCUGUCUGUGUGUGUGUGUGUGUGUGUGUGUGUGUGUGUGUGUGUGUGUGCGCGCGCGCGCAUGCGUGCACACACGUCUGCACACGCCUGAGCCAUUUUAACUGUACCUACCAUGAAAAAUGUCAGCUUUACCUAUGUCACAGAGCACAGUGGAGGACAUUAUUUAGAUUUCUCUUAGACCUGGAAGUCUAGGUGCUAAGAUUAUCUUCAAUCUCUGUUCAAUUCUGGAAAUUGUUCCGACUUGCUCCAUCAAGCCUUUUUAGCUGGUCACUUUUCGAAGAUUAAUUUAAGUACAGUGAAUCAUUUAAAAGUUGUGAUUAAGCUGAGCGUGGUGGCUCACGCCUAUAAUCCCAGCACUCAGGAGGCUGAGGCAGAAAGAUGGUUGCAAGUUCAAGUCCAACCUGUGCUACAAAGUGAGCUCAGGGCCAGCCUGCACUGCAUAGUGAGACCCUGUCUCGAAAAUACAUAAAAAAUAAACAGAAUAAAUAAAAAGUUGUGAUCAGGCCCGGGAUUUAGCUCCGUGGUGCAAGGGCCUGCCUGGCAAGAGCAAGGUUGUGAGUUCAAUCCCUGGUACCAAAAAAAUAAAAAUAAAAAGUUGUGACCAAGGGGCUUUCAAACCCUUAUAGUUAGGGAGAUGAUUGAGGAAAGAUGAAAGUAAAGCUUUCCCUGAGGCCGUACAGGGCUGGAGCGGAAAGCUCUUCCUCCUCCUGAGUUCUUCACCGCGUUGCUGACUUCCCAAUUACAAGGCAUAAGAACUUCACUAAGUUAUUUUGAAAUUUGAUUAAGUUUGGUUAAGAUGUUUCAUGCUCCUUUAGUGUCCUUGCCAUAGAAUUGAAAUUUUUGAAAAAUUUAGCACUAUUUUGGUCAUUUGUACCCCUAGAAAGUUCUAGUCCUGGUUUUGAUACAAUGUGAAUGGCACAGAGUCCACCCUACUGAAAAAAAAUUUUUUUAUGUUAGAAUGUAUCACCAGAAUUCCACAAGCAGUAGUAUCUUGAAAAAAAUGUGGGAGUCCUUGUAAGGUACUACAGUAGUUUAAUGGUAAAGAUACAGGUUUUUAAAAUGCGUGUAGUUAGGAUAUAAAGGAGAGAUACCACUCAUAGAGUCAAGAGUGUACCUCAGUCCAGUGACAGGCCUAACUGUGCCCAAGACCUUUGGUUCUGUGCCUGCCACAACACGCACAUGCAUGCAUGCGUGCACACACACACACACUGUUCUGGUGUACGUUUGUUUUCUAUUAAAAUCAUUAACAACUUCAUUCUUGUUUUAAUGAAAGCCUAAGGAUAUUUAAAAUAAUUAGAGACCAACAGAGAUCAUUUGAUCUGAGAAUUAGCACAGUCAGGGUCAAGGCUCAUGGCAACCCUCUGUGUAUUCUUGACACAGCAUGUAUCUCUUCUGUGCUGUUGUUUCCUGUUUGUAAGAUAAGAAGGUAGCUAAGCUAGAGUUCAGACUCCCUGCAGCCCUGCACUUCUGAUUCUCUGUAGCACUUUGUGUUCCUCUGUGUGUGUGUGUGUGUGUGUGUGUGUGUGUGUGUGUGUGUUUCCCACUGGAAGAGGCUUGCUAGAGGAUAUUUUUAAGCAACACCAAGAUAAAAUGUUGAUGUUUAUGAUCUAGCCAGGAGAUAUCUCCCUUCCCCUCCCUCUCUUCCUCCCACAUUACCCCCUAUAGUCACGCAAACACACUACACCUAUUGCAUCCAGGCAAUAGUAGCUCACAAACAACUGUUAAACAGAGGGUAAGUUUUAUAAACAAAAAUGAUGGUGAACAAAAGUGGCUUUUUUUUUUUCUGUAUUGAAGAUUAAACCCAGUACCUCAUAUGUACUAGGCAAAGUCCUCCUGGCACUGAGCUACAUAGAUCCUUCUUUUUUAUUUUAUUUGGAUAUAGGUUCUGGUUUUGUUGCUCAAGGUGGCCUUAAACUUGCAAUAAUCAUGCCUCAGCCUCCUGAGUAGCCAGGAUUCCAGCAAAAGUGGAUUUUGAAACUAAUUUUCCUUCGGGUUUUGUUUCGUUUUGUUUUUUCUUUUGCCAUACUGGGGACUGGAUUGAGGGCCUUGAGGCAAACAGUCCAGUGCUGACCUAUAUCCUCAGCUCUUCUUUCCUCCUCCUCCUCUUAUUUUGAGACAGGAGCUUGCUAAAUUGGCCAGGCAGGCAGUGAACUUGCAAUCUUUCUGCCUCUGCCUUCUGAAUAGCUAAGACUACAGGUGUGCAACACUAUACCCUCGCUAGAUUUUAGUUCAUGUAAAUAAAACAGGUGUCCUCUUAAAAUACAUAAGAAUAUGUAGUCAUUCAUCAGGGUUUAAUUAGGUUAAAAAUAACACAUACUGUGAAAUACUAAGAUAUUCAUUAGAAAAAAGAACAUUUAGUAGAUUUCUAUUUUCAGCAAAACCUCAGUAAUUUUAAUAAAUGAAAACUUCAUGAAAUUCUACAAAUAUAUCUGAAUUAUAUUUGUCUUUUUUGGCAACAAGGAUUUGGCUUAGUCAACUUUAGUUAGAAGCAUAAUUUAAUCAAACUGAGUAUGUCAAAUAGGCAUAUAAAUGGUCUGUAUUUUUAAUGUUAGAGGUUUUCUGUUUUGAUUACUACUGACCAACCUUUUCUCUAAACGUUGUCGUAUUGAAGAUACUAUGUCUCUACUUAUGAUUUUAGAAUAUAUAAGCAGUUCUAUUUCAAAUCACUUGAAAUUGUAGGUAUAAGCAUCUGAUAAUUAAAAUAACAGUAAUUUAAACUACCACAAACAAUUCAUUACAAAAUACUUUGUUAUGUUAAAUGUAUAUAAUGGAUUUUUAAUUUAGCUUAAGAUAUUUAGAAAGCCCAGAUAUAAGACUACUUUGGUGAUUUUAUACCUGUAUAUAUAACUUAAUUCUAAUAUGACGUUUGGCUUAUUUUAAUAAAAGCUAAAACUAUUUUGUCUCCUAA
Molecule: messenger RNA, 9967 nt
Organism: Cavia porcellus (domestic guinea pig)
Lineage: Eukaryota; Metazoa; Chordata; Mammalia; Rodentia; Caviidae
Gene: Cdkl4
Product: cyclin dependent kinase like 4
Exons: 10
Coding region: 2901-3929 (342 amino acids)
Biological process (GO): protein phosphorylation
Cellular component (GO): nucleus
Molecular function (GO): protein serine/threonine kinase activity; ATP binding
Source: RefSeq, a predicted model, not a curated record